Penicillium pulvis is the source of this 2004-nucleotide messenger RNA. Its product is annotated as amine oxidase. NCBI's taxonomy places the organism in Eukaryota, Fungi, Ascomycota, Eurotiomycetes, Eurotiales, Aspergillaceae. The transcript is spliced from 3 exons. Gene Ontology annotation, molecular function: quinone binding; primary methylamine oxidase activity; copper ion binding. The coding region runs from base 1 to 2004 and encodes 667 amino acids. The record is from RefSeq and is a predicted model, not a curated record. Gene Ontology annotation, biological process: amine metabolic process.
AUGCACAACUCGAAAUCCCACCCAUUCGAUCCCUUGACCCCAGUGGAGAUCACUCAGGCCGCAAAAAUCGUGCAAGAUGGAUUGCCUGGAGAAUUGCCCAACUUUCGCGUCAUCACACUCCUGGAGCCACCGAAAAGUGAAAUGCUUCAAUUCCUAGAGCAGGAGCAUGAUGGCAAAUCACACGUGUCACGACCUACCCGAAAGGCCCGGGUCCAGGUCAUCAUCCGGACCCAAUCGGACUCAAACGAGAUGGUCGAGUUGAUUGUCAAUCUUGAUCAAGGUGUGGUCUGUAGAAAGGACCAUCUACCAGGGAAGCACCCGUACAUAGAUUCUGCUUAUAUGCAGGCAGUUGAAAGUGCCUGCAGAGCUGAUCCGAGAAUCGAAGCUGAGAUCCAGAAACUCAAGUUACCAGAAGGCAGCACUGUUGUUAUUGAACCGUGGGCAUAUGCCACUGAUGGAAUGAGCGAUAUGACCGAGCGCACGUCGAUGUGUUGGUUCUAUAUGCGUCUUUCCGACAAUCCAGACGCCAACUACUACGCGUAUCCUCUAGAUCUAUGUGCAGAGGUAUCGGAGCAACUGCAAGUCACCAAGAUCUACCACUUGCCCUCAUCGGAAGAUGACCGUGUUUCCGAAGACGCACGGCCUUAUGACCACAAUAAGGUCCAUUCGGCCGAUUUGAGCGAAUACCACCCUAGUCUUCGACCGCCACCACGCACUUCUACGAAGCCGUAUCACGUCGUUCAACCACAAGGGCCAUCUUUCAAAACCGAUGGCAAUCUUGUGUCGUGGGAGAAGUGGACAAUGCGCGUGGGGUUUAACUAUCGCGAGGGACUUACUCUUCACGAUAUUCGUUACGACAAUCGCAGUUUGUUUUACCGGAUGUCGCUAUCAGAGAUGUUCGUGCCUUAUGGCGAUCCUCGGUCUCCAUUUCCCCGCAAAGGAGCUUUCGAUCUCGGGAACGACGGCGCCGGCAUCAACGCAAAUAAUCUUCGUCUCGGCUGCGAUUGUCUUGGUGUGAUUAAGUACUUUGAUGGUUGGCACAACACCAUGACCGGCGAGCCAGUGAAGCUUCCCAAUGUGGUUUGCUGCCAUGAACAGGAUGAUGGUAUUCUUUGGAAACACACCAACUUCCGGACUCAAAGUGCGGUCGUUACUCGCUCCCGGAUUCUGGUCCUGCAGACUAUAAUUACCGUCAGCAACUAUGAGUACAUUUUUGCGUUCCACUUCGGUCAGGAUGCAUCUAUCCACUAUGAAGUGCGGGCUACGGGGAUAUUAUCUACCUGCCCCAUAAAUAUAGGCGAUAGCGUCGGAUAUGGUACCGUCGUUGCCCCUGGUGUUCUAGCACCCUACCAUCAACACCUCUUUUCUCUUAGAAUUGAUCCUUCCAUCGAUGGAAUGCUAAACUCUCUACAAGUCGAAGAGUCACACGCACUACCCAUCGAUAACCCCACAAUACACAAUCCUUUCGGAGUUGGCUACACAACAAGUUCCGAAAUUAUCGCCGAAGAACGCGGACUAGAUCUCGACUUCUCCAAGAAUCGAACGUUCAAGAUCAUUAACGAAAAUGCUGCUAACCCUAUUACUGGUACGCCGGUAGGAUUCAAGCUUCUUCCGUGUUACAGCCAGAUGCUCCUCGCCCAUCCACAAUCCUACCAUGCCAAACGGUCUGAGUUUGGCAGCCAUGCAGUUUGGGUGACUCGAUACAAGGAUGAUGAGCUUUUCCCUUCUGGGCGACACACUAUGCAGUCACCUGGCGGAGAAGGAAUUAGUUCAGUUAUUCAGCAGCGGAAGGAAGACCCCGAUUGUAAGACAAGUGUCCGAAAUGAGGAUAUAGUCAUCUGGCACACCUUUGGAUCGACACAUAAUCCCCGCAUUGAGGAUUGGCCAGUUAUGCCAUCGGAGAAGAUGGUUGUUGGGUUGAAGCCGGUAAAUUUCUUUACGGGGAAUCCGAGCUUGGAUGUUGCUGUUUCUACUCAGGAGAGGAACAGAAGUGUUUUGGUUUGA